Molecule: messenger RNA, 3819 nt
Organism: Sclerotinia trifoliorum
Lineage: Eukaryota; Fungi; Ascomycota; Leotiomycetes; Helotiales; Sclerotiniaceae
Source: the annotation of a GenBank genome assembly
CAGGGAUUGAUGCGUUGAACUUCCUUUUGGUAUUCUCCUUCCUACUUGACCCUCGUGGACCAUUUGGUGAACCUCUCAAACUCAUUUUCUCGACCUCAAACAAUCAAAUCACUCUUCCUUCCAAAAAUUAAAACAUUCAAGAAUCUUUCUUUGUCUGGGUCACUGGUUGGAGCCAACAUUAUCAUUUCAUUCGUUCGCUCCCACUGUUAACCCGCUCCCCCCGCUCUUAACUGUUGCUUCUACUUUUCAAAACAACUGAGAGAUUGAAUCUUUCCUUCCAUGGACCGACCCAUUUCAUUAAUUCCUCAAUCGUUUGGUGAAACUUCAACUCUUCUCCUUUUUAGGAUUUUUUCGCCAUCUAACGGGGCAUCCAUUCGUUCAACCAAACAUUAAUUCGAUACCAAGACAUCAUACUGCAGCUUCCACCUAUUUACUGCUGUGACGGUCCAACCUGCAGCAAACCACGAUAACCCGCAUUUCAUUCUCUCCUCCGCCUUCACCUCACGAAAUCAUACAGAAAUAACCUAAGCCUCAAAUCUGCCUCUUGGAGUGAUUACGAUAUACUCUUUCCCACAUCAUCUUGUGUAUAAACUUCUCGACCGACUACGCGGAGUGUUGCUCAACAUAUUUAUUCUCGAAUAUUAUCUUGUCAAACAAGAACUCGCAAACCGUGUUACUGAAGAUCUAAAAAUUACUCACAUUUACGGAUUUGGUGGAGAGUGAUUGGUUUGUACGUUAGAUUCAUCCCCUGUUUCUUUACGGGCACAUUCUGACGCAUUUGCUAUGCAGUUACUCAUUUCCAAACGGACACUUUUCGGGAACUUGCGCAUGGUCUUCCGUUUCAAGCUCUAAGAUAUUGCAGGCGGCGAUUUAAUAAUCGGCCGAGAUCCAUAUUACAACUUCUACCGAAAGUCCAUCACAAAAAAACCAUCCAUUCGUGGUUCAAAAUGACUCAAUACGAUACUUCACCAUGGCCGGUGAAAGACGUGAGUAGUUUCUUCCCAUCCAGGCUAAUGCCUCAACUUUUCUUCGCAAUGGUCUCUUCAGGAGUAUUUCACUGACAAAUUUGGUUUCAGAUCGUCUACACUGCCAUAGUAGGCUCGGUAAUGCUCGCCGCAUUCCUCGAGUGGUUUCUUUGGUUGGCAGCUUUUAUGUAUUGUCUGUUUAAGGUUUUUCAGAAAGCUGAGCACUGGUCUGUUCGGGUUUUAGCAAUAAUAGUCGCGAUUGUCUUCUUUCUCUUGAGGUAGGGAUCAUCCGAAGAAUCUAUUUAUGAGCUCUACUAAUCAAGACUUUCUACAGAGCUAUUUACCUUCCCAUCAUGGUUGUCACGCUUCCUCUACCACCAGGAGUUACUCAAUAUUUUCCUAUACAAAUGGUCACCAUCCUUCAAUGGUUCGGGUUUUGGUCGUUUGCUGCCCUUUUAACCAUCCCAUGGCUCUUCUGCGUAUACCAAAUUGUCACUCAUUCUCUGGGACGAACGAAACGUAUAAAACAAGUGUUGGAUGAGCAUUCAGCACCAAAAGUUGUGAUUGUCAUGCCUUGUUAUAAAGAAGAACCAGAUAUCUUGGUGACGGCUAUCGAUUCAAUCGUGGAUUGCGAUUAUCCUCCUUCCUGUAUCCACGUCUUUCUUUCCUUCGAUGGGGACCAAGAAGAUGAGUUAUAUCUCAAGACAAUCGAGGCAUUAGGUGUUCCACUAUCUCUGGACUCCUACCCAAAGAGUAUUGAUGUUACCUACCGAACGGCCCGCAUCACAGUUUCCCGAUUUCCCCACGGUGGAAAACGUCAUUGCCAAAAGGCUACUUUCAAGUUAAUUGACAAGGUUUAUACCGAAUAUUUGAAGCGCAAUGACAAUCUGUUCAUCCUUUUCAUCGACUCCGACUGCAUCUUGGAUCGUGUUUGUCUUCAGAACUUCAUGUACGAUAUGGAACUGAGCCCGGGGAAUACCAGAGAUAUGCUUGCAAUGACAGGAGUUAUCACUUCGACUACAAAGAAACACAGUCUUAUCACUUUGCUUCAGGAUAUGGAAUACAUUCACGGCCAACUCUUUGAGCGAACGGUUGAAUCAGGUUGUGGUUCCGUCACGUGUUUACCGGGAGCUCUAACGAUGCUACGGUUUUCGGCUUUCCGCCGCAUGGCCAAGUAUUAUUUUGCUGACAAGGCUGAGCAAUGUGAUGAUCUUUUCGAUUACGGUAAAUGCCAUUUGGGAGAGGAUAGAUGGCUGACUCAUCUUUUCAUGAUUGGAGCAAAGAAGAGAUAUCAAAUUCAAAUGUGUACCUCUGCUUUCUGCAAGACCGAAGCUGUUCAAACUUACAGAUCAUUGAUUAAGCAGCGUCGCCGUUGGUUCUUGGGGUUUAUCACCAAUGAGGUUUGUAUGUUGACUGACAUCAGAAUUUGGAAGAGAUAUCCAAUUUUGGCCGUUGUCCGAUUUAUGCAAAACACGAUCCGAACCACGGCUCUACUUUUCUUCAUCAUGGUGCUCUCUAUUAUUACAACUACAAAGAAAGUUCAAGAUCUUCCCGUAGGGUUUAUUGGUAUUUCACUUGGCCUCAAUUGGUUGAUGAUGAUCUACUUCGGUGCUAAGCUCAGACGUUUCAAGAUCUGGCUCUACCCACUGAUGUUUAUUAUCAAUCCUUUCUUUAAUUGGUAUUAUAUGGUCUAUGGAAUUUUCACGUGUGGGCAACGAACCUGGGGAGGACCUCGAGCAGAUGCUGGAGCUGCCGAUUCUACUAAAACUCCACAACAAGUUAUCGAAGCUGCUGAGGAGGCUGGAGAUGACCUCAAUGUUAUUCCUGAAACAUUCAAACCCGCCGCUGAAGCUCGAAACAACCAAAUUGUUCGCCGCCCAACCCUUCCAUUGUUGCCUCCAAACCGUCUCGAAGGUCGUUUCGCAGCUGCAGAAAGACUCCCAGGUGGAUGGUACGAACAUGUCAAUGACUCUCUCAAUAGCGUCGCUGCUGGACGUGUUCUACCUUCUGGGAGAAACCCUACGGCAUCCAGAGACUCUUUUGAUAGUUAUGUAUCUGGGUUUACUGGUACGAAUUCGGUGUACAUGCCAAGACGAGUGGAAAGUAUCAUGGGAGAAGAAGAUAGAAAGAAGUAUGAGAUAGCUCAAGCCAAUCAAAAGGCACCAGCUGGAGCAUACUACAAUCAGGUAAGUAAUCAUCUUUCCGUGAAACUAAACGGUGCUAAUUGUAUGCUUAGGGAUACGUCUAUGAAAUUUCUGAUGGACCCGAGGCCAAAGGUGGAUUUCAGGAUUCACUAGAAUCUUUGGGCUCCUUGGAGGGGACAACAUCCAACUCUUUGGCAGUUCCUCAAGCAUCUUCGUACCGGAAUGGGCGAAGUCCUUUGGGCCGUAUGUCUUUGAUACGCUCCACUUCGAGGGAUGAAUCGAUUGAGAUGGAAUAUCAGCGUUCAGACAGUUCAAACUCUCCCGAACCGAAACCACAACGUCGAGAAUAAUUUCAUAUGAAAUGAUGCAUUCAGGAUUCUGGAUGGAAAUAUCGGAAACAGUGAACUGGGUUUACAGGGGUGAUACACGUAUGAGAGAUGGAUUUCUUGAGCACUGUGAAGGGCAUUCACAUGACAUUGCAUUUGCACAUUGCAUCUUGCAUUUUUGAUAUUUUUUGCGACACCAUAUUGGGAUGGGCAUAGCGCGGCGUACAAACAAUCAUACCAUAGAAGGACAUAUGGAGGGAAUUUUGCAUCACAGAAGCCGGAGUAGAAUGACUUUUGGCAGGAGUUAUAAUUAAUGAUAAAUGGAAGCUGAUGAACAAGCCACAAUACAAUAAUACAAAUGGAAUAAAUUUUGCUGUCAUUUCC